Messenger RNA from Fusarium graminearum PH-1, 1155 nucleotides. RefSeq lists its product as uncharacterized. The record is from RefSeq and is a predicted model, not a curated record. The coding region runs from base 1 to 1155 and encodes 384 amino acids. The transcript is spliced from 6 exons. NCBI's taxonomy places the organism in Eukaryota, Fungi, Ascomycota, Sordariomycetes, Hypocreales, Nectriaceae.
AUGUCUGAUCCAGUGAUUGAGGGCUGGAUGUUGUACGCGGUUGGAGUUGCGACAUUUCUAAGAUUCUAUGCUCGAAUGAGGGUGGAUGGCUUCAGAAGUCUUAAAUCUGAAGAUUAUCUGAUGCUUCUUAGCAUUAUCUUCUACACUAUCCAGACGACUCUCGCUUAUAAUAUUGGGAUACUCGCGCAUGGUCUUGCCAACAAUGGAAUAUAUUUUACAGUCUUUUCAGGUUAUUCCACGCUAAUCGAUUUCGCCAGAGUAAUUGGUUCCAAAAUUCAGGUCGCGGGUUGGACGAUUUACUCGGCACUCAUUUGGUCUCUGAAGCUAUCCAUGCUAUACUUUUAUACUCGCCUUACGAAUGGCCUUGGUCGACAGUAUCGUAUCCGUAUAUAUGUUGGGUUUGCGUUGGUCAUUGGUACCUUCGUCGCAACCAUGAUAGCAAUUUUCGCUGGAUGUCGACCUUUUAGUAAAUACUGGCAGAUUAGUCCCGACCCUGGUAACGCUUGUCAGGCCGCUAUUUCGAAACCCAUCGUUUGGGCCUCGUUUGCCUCCAAUGUCUCAACUGACAUAUACUUGAUCGCCAUUCCACUUCCCAUGCUUUGGGGAUCUAGUCUAAAGACUGUAAAGAAAAUUGCCUCCAGUAUAGUUCUUGGUUCAGGUAUUUUUGUGCUUGUCUGCGCCACCUUGAAAAGCGUUUUCGUUCUAGUGGAUCCUGUCCAUGGUGCUCAGUUGGCUGGCGUCUGGGGUACGCGUGAAGCCUUCGUGGCUGUAAUGACAACUAAUCUACCGAUUCUGUUCCCGCUCUUCAGAGUCUGGCUCACGCCAGUCUUCGGAAGUAUACUCCGCUCAUCGCACAAGCCAUCGUACCAGUAUCCCACCGGCUUCCAGACUAUCGGGGGUGGGGGUCGAAGUGGCAAGAGCAGCGACCCCCGUCGUGGGCCCCCGACUGGAAACCCUAUAUCGGGAAACAUGUCGUUUAAUAACAGUGAGGAGCGCAUCGUCAAGAUAGAGGCACACGGUAUGUCCAACUUGAAUCAAGAAGGGAGCAAGGGCGUUCAAAAAGGCAUUAUGGUUUCGAAUAUGGUUGAGAUAGUUCUGGAAGAUAAGAAGGACGGAGGAAGUCGAGGCACUAGUGACUCUGAGCGGUCAUGGUAG